Spodoptera frugiperda (fall armyworm) is the source of this 2326-nucleotide messenger RNA. RefSeq names its product probable nucleoporin Nup54 (gene Nup54). The transcript is spliced from 13 exons. The record is from RefSeq and is a predicted model, not a curated record. Gene Ontology annotation, biological process: protein localization to nuclear inner membrane; nuclear pore organization; NLS-bearing protein import into nucleus. Bases 249 to 1964 code for a protein of 571 amino acids. Gene Ontology annotation, cellular component: nuclear pore central transport channel; nuclear pore. Gene Ontology annotation, molecular function: structural constituent of nuclear pore. NCBI's taxonomy places the organism in Eukaryota, Metazoa, Arthropoda, Insecta, Lepidoptera, Noctuidae.
GUCAAAAUUUAAACGUCAUCCCGUUCCCGGUCUUCUCGUUGUUUACUCAUACUGUUGCAAAAAUAACCUCUUUAAAUUAGUUAAUUUUCUAUAAUAAUUAAUGAAUUGUUUACAUUUCUAUUGUUAAAAGCACCUUAUUUUGUGUUGAAAAGAAACGGAACAAUUCAUUAAAACUUAUCGAUAUGCGAUAAGUUCGUAGUGUAAGAAGUUUGUAAAUCACUAAAAAAAUACAAAAAUAAAUAGCAACAAUGGCUUUUUCAUUCGGAACACCUAGUACUCAAACUUCAACCUUCGGGGCUGCAGCAAAACCCACAUUUUCAUUUGGCGGUGCUACCACAACAACAACCAGCUCUGGUUUUGGUGGGUUUGGAAAUACAUCCACUUCAACAGGUUUUGGUGGAUUCGGUGCAACAGCAACUAGUACAGCUACACCAUUUGGUGGGUUAGGAACUACACCUGCAUCUACUGCCCCAUCCCUGUUUGGUGGGACAGGUUUUGGCACAACUGCUGCUAAACCAGCUACAGGUUUUGGGAAUACUUCAUUUGGUACAAGCACAUUUGGCACCACACCAGCAUUUGGUCAAUCCACAUUUGGAAGCACUGCACCAACAUUUGGCACCAAUACCCUUGGCUCCAAUACCUUUGGCGCACCAUUUGGCGGUGGUACCAACACAUUUGGUUCAGGGUUUGGAGCUAAGCCGGGAACUGGAUUUGCUGGAUUCGGUAACCUCGGAGCAACACCACAGUUUGGACAGCAGCAACAAGCGCAACAGCAGCAACAACAGCAACAGGCUCAGGGUCCUACAUCAGCUCACGAGGCGCUUGUGGCCGCCGUCUUCAAUUGCUGUGUGUUCGGAGAUGAGAGGGACCAAGUGCUGGCCAAGUGGAAUCUUAUACAGGCACAGUGGGGCACUGGUCAAGCCUACUACAGCCGUAACGCGCCUCCAUUAGAGCUGAACGAACAGAAUCCGCUAUGCAGGUUCAAGGCAGUAGGAUACUCCCGACUCGGCGGCCGCGAGGAUAAGGACGGUCACGUCGCCAUGCUGUUCAACAAACCUGAACAGGAGAUCAAAACUAAUCAGCAGGCCCUGACUACAUCUCUGCAAGGUUUAAUGGGAAACAAACCUAAUUUAGCCGUCACUAUAGAAUGUGUUAAGGCUGUCUCUGAUAACAAAACUCAGGUUGUAAUAUACGUAGUGGAUAAAGGGGCAGGCAACACGCAUAUAUCGGCGUCCGAGCUGAGUAACUUUUUAAACGCGGGCGCGGCUCGCAACGCGUUGAACGGCGCGGGAUGUACUACCGUGUCGCCGGUCACUGCGCCCUCGCCGCAAAUGUUGGCGCAGUACUUACAAACUGCACCGCCUGGAAUGGACAUGAGACUUUGGAAGCAAGCGCAGGCUGACAAUCCAGACCCUGAAAACUACAUUCCUGUGCCCAUAAUUGGGUUUUCUGAGAUAAAGUUCCGCAGCCGCUGCCAGUCGGAGCAGGCCAAGCUGCAGGCGCAGUGGCUGCAGCGCGCCGCGGCCGAGCUGGCCGAGCUGCGCACGCGCCGCGCCGCCGCCACCGCCAGGCUGGCGCAGCUCGCCGCCCGGCUACAUGCUCGCCGACAUACUCUGCUACAGGUGGUAGCUCGGCGCGAGGUGAUGGGUCGCGUGGGCGCGGCGUUGUCCCCCGAGGAGGAGGCGGCGCGGGCGAGGCUACACGAACUUACGUCACAACUUGCUGCACCACCGCUAUACAAUGGUCGUCUGAACGAGCUGUUAUGUGCGGUACGACUGCAACGCAGCGCAAGCGCAGGCGCGUCGCAUGAGCGGUACCAUCUGGAUCCUGGUGCACAAGAAGACGUGAAGCAGUUCUUGUCUCUACAGCAGAAGGGAAUGGCUCAUCUACUGGACACCGCCCGUAAGGACCUGGCGGCUCUCGGGACUAUUGCUGAAGGCAUGUCGCGACUAGUACGAGCCUAAAUAUGUAAAUAUCCUGACAUUUCUGAUAAUCAAUAAUACAAAUACUAGCACAUCAAGCUACCCUUACCUGUUUAAUGGAGUUUUAACUUUAUUGUAACAGCUUAAGGUUGAAAGUUGAAAUAAAAAGUGCGUAGGGUUGAUCUGCUGGUAGCACGAAAAUUUUUAAUUUGUUUCACAGUAUACAUUGAAUAUUAUUUCUUGUAGAAUGGAUUUUUUUUGUUAAAUUAAUAUCCAAAAACGUAUACCGUAAUCAUUUUGACUCCUUACUGAAUUAAUGUAUUGUUUUUCAAAAUAUUUUCCUUAAUUAUCUAUUUUUGUAUACUUUAUUAUAAGUAAGUAUUGAAUAAAGUUGAUUGGAGUUA